CGUUCAGCCAUUUUGUAAAGAAAAUCAAGCAAGUCUGCCGCCCUACCUUCGUUUCAGACCUGCAGUUUUUUUCUUGUGCAAUGGACGGCCGCCUAGACGCUGAAUUGUACCCUCUGGGAUCCGGCUACGUCCCUGAAAUUGACAGUGUCCAUGACAUAUCAGUUGGCACAAAGAGGGGAUCCGACGAACUGUUUUCUUCCUGCAUAACCAACGGGCCCUAUAUCAUGAGCUCAGCCAAUGGCAACGACAGCAAAAAAUUCAAAGGUGACGUCCGCAGUCCCGGUGUUCCGUCACGUGUGGUCCACGUUCGCAAGCUGCCCAACGACAUAAAUGAGGCUGAGGUUAUUGGACUGGGACUGCCCUUUGGGAAGGUCACUAAUCUGCUGAUGCUGAAAGGAAAGAACCAGGCGUUCUUGGAACUGAACAGCGAGGAGUGUGCACAGACGAUGGUGAGCUACUACUCCUCUGUCACUCCUGUCAUCAGAAACCACCCCAUUUAUAUGCAGUACUCAACCCACAAGGAGCUCAAGACGGACAACUCACCCAACCAAGUGCGUGCCCAGGCAGCUCUGCAGGCAGUCAAUGCACUUCACGGAGGAGGAAUUGGAAGCAUGGCCAUUCCUGCAGAUGCCAGUAGCCUUGGUGGUGGAGGACUAAGCCAAAGUCCUGUCCUUAGAGUGAUCGUAGAAAACCUCUUCUACCCCGUCACCUUGGAUGUACUACACCAGAUAUUCUCUAAGUUUGGCACUGUGCUGAAGAUCAUCACAUUCACUAAGAACAACCAGUUCCAGGCUCUGAUCCAGUAUGCCGAUGGCAUGACAGCUCAGCAUGCCAAACUGUCUCUGGACGGGCAGAACAUCUACAAUGCCUGCUGUACCCUGAGAAUCAGCUUCUCCAAGCUCACCAGCCUCAAUGUGAAGUACAACAAUGAUAAAAGCAGGGAUUACACCCGACCAGACCUCCCAACUGCAGAUUCACAGCAAUCCCUUGACCACCAGACCAUGGCAGCUGCUGCAUUUGCUGCGCCAGGCAUAAUCUCAGCUUCUCCGUACGGUGGAGCUCAUGCCUUUCCACCAACCUUUGCUAUCCAGCAGACAGCAGGUCUGUCCAUGCCUGGUAUGCCCGGUGCCCUGGCAUCCCUGGGUAUGAGCCAUGGAAGCAUGGCGGCGGCAGCAGCAGCAGCUAGCCGGCUCGGCCUGUCAGGACUCGCUCCCUCUGCGGGAAACAAUGUCUUACUGGUCAGCAAUCUGAACCCUGAGAGCGUUACGCCACACUGCCUCUUUAUUCUUUUCGGUGUGUAUGGCGACGUGAUGAGAGUGAAGAUCCUGUUCAAUAAAAAGGAGAAUGCUCUGAUCCAGAUGUCUGAUAGCACACAGGCACAGCUAGCUAUGAGCCACCUGAGCGGCCAGCGUCUUCAUGGCAGAGACAUGCGCGUGACAUUUUCCAAACACACCACCGUGCAGCUCCCCAGAGAAGGCCACGAGGACCAGGGCCUCACAAAGGACUACGGCAACUCACCGCUGCAUCGUUUCAAGAAGCCUGGCUCCAAAAAUUACUCCAACAUCUUCCCACCCUCCGCAACACUCCACCUCUCCAACAUACCGCCGUCUGUGGUGGAGGAUGACCUCAGGAGACUUUUUGCCAGCUCAGGAGCCACAGUCAAAGCCUUCAAAUUCUUUCAAAAGGAUCGCAAGAUGGCCCUGAUCCAGAUGGGCUCAGUGGAGGAAGCGAUUGAGUCCCUCAUCGAGUUCCACAACCACGAUCUGGGAGAGAACCACCACCUUCGAGUGUCCUUCUCCAAGUCCACCAUCUGAGUGCCUUCUCUUCCUCCCUCCAAACCUGUUGCCACCUGAAUGCUACUUUUGUCAAGGUUGCCUUCAGUGGAAACGGCCACCAUUACAUAUGGCUGUGGUUCUUUGUAGAUAUUGCUCCCCUGACCUCAACUCUUACUUAUAUCCUACUUCUAAAGUUAUAAGUAUUAGCUAUUGGUAUAAAAUGUCAACAUUUCUGAUUUAAAAAAAAUAGAAAUAUUGGAUUGCUGGGAUUCAAAUUGUUUUUAAUUCUAUCCCCCAUUAAUUAUUGAGUAGUUUAUUUCGGCCCUGCAAAAUUGAUGGUAUUUUUCUUUCAGUCCUCAGACAUAUUGCAUUAUUAUAUCAACCUUAAAAUCAGACAGAAAGUUGUCUUUACCUCGUGAUUACAUUAUCUCUUUGACUUUAUUAAAGGUUAGCUAAGAUGGCACAAAAAAAGAGCCCUUACUCUACUCAGGAAUCAGUUAGGGCAAUCAAAGCAAGCAUGUUUUUGAUCAAUAAUUAGUUUCAGUAGUUCUUUGUAGACCAGCCUAAUUAAUUUGAUCCAGUAUAUAGUUUUAGGAGGGGUCUUGGGGAAGGGGCAGCAUUCUGCAAUGAACCAUGUUAUCACUUUGGAGGGCAAGUACAGGCAGCCGAUGAACAGUCACUUUAGACCAAAUCGCUAAAAAAAAAAAAGACACCCUCCACCAUGGAUGUAUGCUUCUAUGGGUGAAUCACAUCCAUACCAGACACACUUAAGCAUUCCUUGUACUAUGAUAGUCGUGUGGAUAUAUCUGUGUGCCUUUUUUCAAAUGCCACUUUGAACCUGUUUGGCCAGUUGGAAACGGUUUUACACAAAAGAUUUAGUUCUGGCUCACAGCAAUUUAUUUCCUUAGUUUCCAUUUAGAUUUGUUUUCUCUCUGGCAACACACGCCUUCUUGCUUUGGGGGAUCCAUACCACUAUCUGAAGUUAUUCAAUAAGGACACAGUCUUCUGUCAAUGCCUUUAUAUACAGUCUUGUGCCUUACUCUGCCCCAACUGUUUGGCCUAGAGCAUCGCUCUGGCUUCAUUUGGACAGGACAUGGCUCUUUAAAUGCUCCCCCCCCAUGCCUUUUGGUAUGUACCAGCAUUGUAAGAACACAGGAUGGGGGUCAUCAAUCUUCAGUUUUCUCUUAGGAACACAAAUGUUUAUCAUUAGCUUUGUAUGCAUAUAUCCCCGUUUUAUGUAUGUAGAAACUAUGAAUGUAAGUCAGUUUAGAUGCCUUAUAUUUUUACUAGGUGGUGUAGCUCUGUUAGGUGUUUUGUGGCACGAGUUGAGCUGGAUCCAGCCCUCCUGUCUUAUAGUCCCCACUCGCCUUCAUUAAGUUCUCUCUCAGUAGGGAUAAUGGUGAUGGGGGGCCUCAUUUAACCAUAUUAUGUUCAUCUAUAUGUGGACACAUAUAUUCAUUUAUCUUUUCUUUAAAUGUUAGCAUUUACACGUGUAUCACUUCUACGCUUAACUGAUACCUGUAUGUAGUGGCUGGGUUUGAUUAUCACAGUGCCUUGACUCCUUAAGUUUUUAGUGUGAGGCUGAAACACUCUGGCCCCUGUCAGUUGACUUUGUUUACCUCUCAUUCAGGUGUGUAUCUGACCUGUCUGAAAAGAUGCCUUUAUUUCAUUUUUAUUCAGGUAACCCUACCUGUGAGAGGGCAGCUUGGAGGCAUUUGUCAACAGAAAGUACCAACAGCCUUUGACUAUGCCUAAAAAAACAAACAAACCCAGUUUUAUGUUUUUGCUUAAGUUCAAGAUUCAGGGUGAGAGAAGCCCUCGCCCAAUCCCAGUCUGCCUAGCUGUGCCACAGUCAGGUUCUUUAGUGCACUUUUCCUCAAUGAUAGGUCCAACUUGGUACCAUCACGCUGAAGUCUUAAACAUCGUCACAUUCCUGUGUGCCUCAAGCACCAGUUUCCACAACCUCGACCACUGUAGUUUUGGACCAGAUGCAGACGAGCUCUGUCUCUAUUUUUGUAAAAGAUUGUUAUGCAUGGUGUAACGAAGCUUCAUGUAGCUACAGACGGUUAUUGCUGUUAAGGACCAAAGUAUCUUCUACCCCCGCUGUUUUGAUGUGUUGUGAUUGUUUUUUCUUUUUUCACAUUCCUGCUAUUCCACAGAUACACAAGUUUUCAGUGUCCUUUUUUUCUCUCCAGUUGCUCAAAUGACAAAAGUCACAUCAAUUUGAAAUCUCUUUUUAGUUUCAACCUUUACUGUAAACUGUAUCUCGUUUUGUUUGACUUUACAAAGAGCCUACUUUGGUAGAGAUUGCCUUAGAAUGGAUACUUAAAUGAACCACAGUCCUAGCUGUGAUGUUGACUGUGUAGAUUAUAUGCCUUUCCAUUUUUGUUAAAAGCUUUUAUUUUCUCUCCUUUUUUUUAUAGGGGGUGGGGUGGGGUUAUUGUAUGAAGUUGGGUUGAUGGUUGUACAUAUUCAUGUUUUUGUACCACAAAUUCAUUUGGAUUAUUUCCACUUUAAGUUCAAAACAUGUAUAUUUUGAUAAAACAAUACAGACCUAUUAGGCUCUUGGAGCUGUAAAAACAGAAAAAAAGCCUUUUGUAACACAAAGACAUUAAACUAUCUGAACACACAAAUGUCUCUGUAUGUGCCCCCCACCCCCACCCCUUUGCCAUUCUGUUCUUGUCUCUUGCAUCUUCUGCUGCCUUCAAUAAAUCUUUAGUUUGUUCCUUC
This is a messenger RNA of Labrus bergylta (ballan wrasse), 4505 nucleotides long. It is a transcript of the gene ptbp1a, whose product is annotated as polypyrimidine tract binding protein 1a. Gene Ontology annotation, molecular function: mRNA binding. Gene Ontology annotation, biological process: regulation of cell differentiation; mRNA processing; regulation of RNA splicing. The record is from RefSeq and is a predicted model, not a curated record. Gene Ontology annotation, cellular component: nucleus. Lineage: Eukaryota; Metazoa; Chordata; Actinopteri; Labriformes; Labridae.